This is a messenger RNA of Podospora pseudopauciseta, 3073 nucleotides long. It is a transcript of the gene chk1, whose product is annotated as Chk1 protein kinase. NCBI's taxonomy places the organism in Eukaryota, Fungi, Ascomycota, Sordariomycetes, Sordariales, Podosporaceae. Gene Ontology annotation, molecular function: ATP binding; protein serine/threonine kinase activity. The coding region runs from base 1023 to 2735 and encodes 570 amino acids. Gene Ontology annotation, biological process: intracellular signal transduction; protein phosphorylation. Gene Ontology annotation, cellular component: cytoplasm. The record is from RefSeq and is a predicted model, not a curated record. The transcript has 3 exons.
GCAACACCGUUUGAGUGUUGUAGGCAGGCGUCCACUUGUCCUUGAGAAUGUCGAGGCAGAUGCGGCCGGAGAAGUCGACGUUGGGGUGGUAAAUGGGGGUGAUAAAAAGUACGGUGGGUGGCGUGUAUGGAUAGUUGGCAGGGAACUCGAAGCUGAGCUUGAGGUUGAGGCCCGCAUAUGGUGUGUCUUCGGGACCUUCAAUGGUAGCGCGCCAGAAGAGCAGGUUGCCGUCGGCCGAGGGGAACGCGGAGAUGCCAGGGGCAGGUGAGGUCAUCAUUUGCAUAAGCUCGUUCUGCAGUCUUCGGGCCCAUGUUGUCAGCCAUGAUGAGUCUUCCACCACACCGCCCACGCGACGCUCACCUCUUCGUCGCAUUCUCGUUGACCUUCUUGCUUGUAGUAGCACCGGUGGCGGCCUUGCUGGCUGGGAGGCUUCCAGGGGCUGAGUUCUGGGUGUCAUCCAUGUAAGACAUGAUGUCGACAAAGACGGGCGUAAGAGUAAAGAAUGUCUUCGGCGUAUGCUGCGACAGGAUCCAGGUUAAUAUACCCAAGCGGGUCGAUGCAGAAGAGGCUGGUCUGGAAGAGAGGUCGAUUGCGUACCUGCAACAGCGGGGGCGUCAGCUUCGUAGGAAUUGGAGGGCUUAUGAUGUCAAAUGGUGUGCAAGAGGUUGGUGUUUGCUUUCAGGAAAGAGAUGGAAGGCGCCUCGGGAGUUUUGGCGGAGCGGCGUCUGAGGGUCAUAGAGCCCGAGAGGAAUGUUUACAAGAAAGACCCAACUUUGCCUGCCCCCACCAGCCCGCUAGGUAACAAGCUGGAGACUCUCUAGCAACCACUGCCGGCCAAGAGCGGCCUGGUCCGGGCGCAACCCUUGUGCCAUAGCCAAUCAGAGCGUGCCUUUGGCUGCUGUGCCCAGACAAAACAUUUUGCCCGCUCCACUCUUUUGAGCGCAUCAAGAUACAAAUACACUUUACACGGGUACGCGAACUUUAUAAGACGCGUCAUAUUUCAUCCAAACAGCACUCAGAAAAUGUCACAAUUAGACCCGCUUCCAAACGAUUUGCCCUUCCGCAUCAUCUCCAAGACGAUAGGAAGGGGCGCAUAUGCAUCCAUCAAAAAGGCGAUUCCUCUGGAUGCACCAACACCAGUCUUUGCUGUCAAGCUGAUCCACAAGGGUUACGCUGUCAAGCAUGGGCGGAUAUCAGCCAAGCAAAUCGCCAUGGAGGUGUCAUUGCACUCUCACAUCGGCCAGCACCCCAACAUCAUCGAGUGGUUCGCUACUGGCGAAGAUGCCGUCUGGAGAUGGAUCGCCAUGGAGUUUGCCGAAGGAGGUGAUCUUUUUGACAAGAUCGAGGCGGACGUCGGCGUUCAGGAAGACAUUGCGCAUCUGUAUUUCUUGCAACUAAUCGCUGGUGUCAGCUUCAUGCACUCCAAGGGGGUAGCCCACCGGGACCUCAAACCCGAGAACAUUCUUUUGUCAGACACAGGCAACCUCAAGAUUGCCGACUUUGGCAUGUCGACCAUGUUUGAGUACAAGGGAGUCCGGAAGCAGACGGCCACCAUGUGCGGUAGCCCCCCAUACAUCGCCCCUGAGGUACUGCAGUGUGCCAGGCCAGAUAAGAGGUCGCCUGACCAGCAGAAAUACUCGGCGGAUCUGGUCGACAUCUGGUCUUGUGGCGUCAUUUUGUUUGUGCUUUUGGUGGGCAACACACCAUGGGACGAGCCAACAACUGGAAGUUGGGAGUUUCAAGAGUACGUACGGACGCAUGGGCGGAGUACAGAUCAGCUAUGGCAGAGGAUUCCCCCCAACACAUUAUCCCUCCUCCGAGGCAUGAUGAACAUUGAACCUCAGAGACGAUUUAGCUUCGCUCAAAUUCGCCAGCACCCAUGGUACACCCGUCACAACCCCCUCCUCGCCGCCGACGGCAAGGUGUCAGAUCCUCUGGCUCUGGCCACCAAAAUGCUGGCCGCCCUACGCAUUGAUCUCAGCGCAGAGCCAACCCCCUCCCAGCGUGCUUCCCAACCAGAAGCAAUGGACCUCGAUUCCCAGCCCUCCAGCUCGUGGACUACCAAACUCCCAGCCACCCAACCCGAAACUCCCAUCACAGAUGCAGCCUUCGAUUGGGAACGGCCAACCCUCCGAACACUGGGUACUCACGCCAUCAUCUCCUCGACCCAACCGUUGGCUCCCCGCGAUGCUGCUUCCAUCCUUCCUCCGCCAUCAAGCCGGCAUCCCAACCGAAACCUGGCCCUGGCCGCCCUCUCCGCUCUGUCGGAUGAUCCGUCCAUGAGCCAGUUCUCGCAGAUCCCAGGCAUCCCAUUGUCCUUGACCCAGCACGCCCGCCAGUUCAGGGACAUCAUCCCCUCAUACUCGCUGACAAGAUUCUUCUCGCACAUGCCGCCGGUGCUGCUCGUGCAGAUGCUCAGCGACGCGCUUCACCAGCUCAACGUGCCGCAACCGGCUCAAAUCGGUGGUAGUGUCAACCCGGAGUCGGACCACGUGGCGACGCUAAAGGUGAAGACGGUGGACGGGAGAAACCAGAGCCUGCACGGGGAGGUGCUGGUAGACAAGUACAGGCUGAUGACGAGCAUGUCUGACGAGGAGGGCCAGGAGGUGGUGCUGCACGAGGUUAGGUUUGUCAAGGUGAAGGGUGACCCGCUAGAGUGGCGGAGGUUUUUCAAGAAGGUGGCGCUGCUGUGCAAGGAGGGGGUUUGGAGUGGGGAUGGGGGGAGUUCACAGUAAUGGAUAACCGUGUUUGUUCCUUUGAAUUUGGGGUGGUUUUGGGAAUUGUGUUGUUGCUGAUGUGAUUUGCGGAUUACAGGAAAUGGCGAUGGGAUGGUAGGGUGGGAUGACUUUUUCUUCUUUUUUUAAUGAACGGUGGGAUGACGAUCAUUUAUGUAGCUUGGAGGAUUGGGAUGGCUGAUAUAUAAGAGACAGACAGGGCUGGGUCGGGGUGCUGAGUGUGUUUUGUUAAGUCAGCAUUUUUUUUUGUCUGUGAGCAUGGCAUAUAAUUGCAGCAUAGCAUGAGCACGAAGCAUUGCAGGGUUGUAUUAAACAGACGUGGCAUUUAGUUUUGGUAU